Molecule: messenger RNA, 2277 nt
Organism: Myripristis murdjan (pinecone soldierfish)
Lineage: Eukaryota; Metazoa; Chordata; Actinopteri; Holocentriformes; Holocentridae
Product: WD40 repeat-containing protein SMU1-like
Exons: 12
Coding region: 88-1587 (499 amino acids)
Biological process (GO): mRNA splicing, via spliceosome
Molecular function (GO): protein binding
Source: RefSeq, a predicted model, not a curated record
CAGGGGUAAUGACUGGCCUGAAGCCUUUUGACCAUAUACCAGACCCUCCAUUGUAGGUGCUCUGUUAUCUGUGUGAUCCGUCUGAUAAUGCAGUACCUGAAGGAGAACAACCUCUAUCGAACCCUGAACACUUUACAGGAGGAAACCACCGUCUCACUCAACACAGUGGAGAGUAUUGACAGUUUCAUUGCAGACAUCAACAAAGGCCACUGGGACUCUGUCCUGUUAGCUAUAGAGUCCCUCAAACUGCCAGACAACACACUUAUAGACCUUUAUGAGCAGGUUGUACUGGAGCUCAUUGAAAUGAGGGAGGUGGGGGCAGCUCGCUCCCUCCUCAGACAAACUGACCCGAUGAUCAUGCUGAAGCAGACCCAGCCAGAGAGGUACAUGCACUUGGAGAGUCUGCUGACACGCUCCUACUUUGACCCGCGUGAGGCAUAUCCAAAAGGCAGCAGCAAGGAGAAACGUCGCAGGGCUAUAGCCCAGGCGCUGGUGAGGGAGGUCAGUGUGGUGCCCCCUUCUCGUCUCAUGGGGCUCUUGGAGCAAGUCAGUUCUCUAAAGUUGCAGCAGCACCAGGGUCACCUGUCCCCUGACGUGACCAUUGACACGUCUGGCAGCAAGGCUGUAGAGAGGCAUAGGGAAGAGGAAAACUUCCCAACCCAGCUCUACCGACACAUCAAGUUUGGACAGCGGUCACAUGUGGAAUGUGCCCGUUUCUCACCUGAUGGCAAAUACUUAAUCACUGGAUCAGUGGAUGGCUUCAUUGAGGUCUGGAACUUCAACACUGGAAAAAUCACUAAGGAUUUAAAGUACCAAGCCCAAGACAGCUUCAUGAUGAUGGAUGAUGCCGUGCUGUGUAUUUGCUUCAGUCAGGAUACAGAGCUACUGGCGACGGGCGCUCAGAAUGGCAAAAUAAAGGUGUGGAAGAUCCAGAGUGGCUUGUGUCUGCGCAGGUUUGAACACGCCCACAGCAAAGGGGUCACAUGUCUGAGCUUCUCCAAGGACAGCAGCCAGAUACUCAGUGCUUCCUUUGACCAGACCAUCAGAAUCCAUGAACUGAGAUCAGGCAAGACGCUCAAGGAAUUAAGCGGCCAUUCUUCGUUUGUAAACGAUGCGGCUUUCACUCAAGAUGGUAAUCACAUCAUCAGUGCCUCGUCUGAUGGCACAGUAAAGAUAUGGAAUGUGAAGACUUCAGAAUGCAUCCACACUUUAAAAUCUCUGUCAAGCACCUCGGAAACCCCCGUCAACAACGUGAUUCCUCUACCGCAAAACCCAGAGCACUUUGUGGUGUGUAACCACUCCAACACAGUGGUCGUCAUGAACAUGCAGGGUCAGAUUGUGAAGACCUUCAGCUCAGACAGACGGGAAGGAGGAGAGUUUGUGUGUUGCACUGUCUCACCCCGCGGGGAGUGGAUCUACUGUGUGGGAGAGGACUUGGUGCUCUACUGCUUCAAAUACGCGACAGGAAGGCUGGAGAGAACACUGACCGUCCAUGAGAAAGACGUAAUUGGCAUCGUCCACCACCCACAUGAGAAUCUGAUUGCCACGUACAGCGAGGAUGGCCUCCUGAGGUUAUGGAAACCUUAGACUGGCGCCCGCAUCGUAAUGCAUUGCAUCGUCAUGAUGUGUGCACCCGAUUCCUCGUGGAUCCAACUUAACCUGUGCAGUUUGAAUCUCCAGUUUCAUCUCUUCUUCCAUCUCUAGACAUGAAAAUGCAUGAUGGUGAACUGUCAUGAAAAAAAGAUUUGCAAUGAAACUGCCAUUUGUUUGGGCAUAAACAAACAAUAUCAGGUAAUUGAUGGGUCAGUGCUGGUUUUAAAUACUUUUGUAGCUGUAAUAUUGACUCAGUGAUACAGAUGUAAUGCCAUAGCUGUCUCAUGUGUUCCCUGCAUGCUACCUCAGUACACUGUCUAAAUAUCAGUACACAAGAAUACUUUAAGUAUCUCUUCAAGAUAUGCAUGACUGGUGAUAAAACCUCCAAAUGAAGCUCCAGUGACACUUGCUGUAUCCAGUGUAUUAAUAUUAACAGUGUAUUCAAUGUAGUUGCAACAUGACUGUCAGUUUGUUGCGUUGAGAUGCUGUAAUUGGUGUAGUACUUGUUUAUUAGUAUGAUCUGUAUGCCUGCAAGGUGCCGCGGUACUGCUGGUGCCGAUAUUUAUUAUUUGUACAAUCUGGUUACAUCAUCGUUGAAAACUGUUUGUUCGUUACAGACUGUACCUUGUAUAUAUCUUGUAUAACAUGGAAAAUGCCAACCACUGUCAAAACGAUUAACAAUAA